Molecule: messenger RNA, 1013 nt
Organism: Stereum hirsutum FP-91666 SS1
Lineage: Eukaryota; Fungi; Basidiomycota; Agaricomycetes; Russulales; Stereaceae
Exons: 4
Coding region: 89-952 (287 amino acids)
Source: RefSeq, a predicted model, not a curated record
UGAAAAGCAGACGCCAGACAGAGUGAUCCUUGCGCCAGCCGGUUGAAGGAUUGGCUACUCUGCUCUAGGAGACUAUAUCGAAUCGAAGAUGGAGAACACGCAGAACACGACAGAGGCUUCCCCAGAGGUCGCAUCCCUUGGGUCGACCUUCGCACUGUCUUCGCCUAUAUUGCUCGUUGCAUCUCUCUCACUUGCGGUCCUUGUAAUCGCUAUCUUUGCCUUCUGGUAUCGAAGAAAAUCUUCCUCGAGAGGCAAUGUGGUGCUCUUCGUGGGCCCACAGGACUCUGGAAAGACUGCAAUACUGUCUACAUUAGUUUAUAGACAAACACUUCAGACGCACGCUUCUUUACAAACGAACACGUCCACAAUUUCACUUCCCAAUGGCAAAGUAGUCUUGGCCGCAGAUAUCCCUGGUCAUCCCCGAAUUAGGGAUCAGUUCCGGGAACAACUCCCUAAUGCGAAGGCCGUUGUCUUUGUGGCAGACGCCACUGCUGUCUCACGCAAUGGGCCCGCAGUAGCAGAACAUCUUCAUCAAGUGUUGCAUGCAUUGACUGCCAUCCCACCAUCCCAGGCCGCACCCAAUCUGAUAAUCCUUGCCCAUAAAUGCGACCUUCUCAAGACGAGUGCUUCCGCUGGACUGUCUCCCGAACAAGUCGCCAUCAACCGUGUACGAACGGUUCUUGAACGGGAGCUCGAGAAGAGACGUGCGUCGCAGAGUGGCGGUGUUGGGAUCGAGGGAUUGGGUGCUGAGGGAGAGGAAACGUCCGAGAUGGGUGGUCUCGAGUGCAGUGGGCCUUCUGGAGGGGCCUUCAAGUUUGCGGAGUGGGAAGGCGGAGAGAUAGAGUUCUUAGGGACGUCGGUAUCUGUUGGCAGGAAGUUGGACGACGAACAGGAAAAGGGGGACGUUCACCAGUUGACGGGAUUCGUGCAGUGGCUAGAAGAACUCCCCUAACUUUCUUGCCCUUCCCUAAUAUUCACGAAGUCUGUUUCGCAUAGUCUGGAAUAAGUAUAAC